Messenger RNA from Acanthopagrus latus (yellowfin seabream), 5440 nucleotides. RefSeq names its product sodium/hydrogen exchanger 6-like. The coding region runs from base 141 to 2390 and encodes 749 amino acids. Gene Ontology annotation, molecular function: sodium:proton antiporter activity. The record is from RefSeq and is a predicted model, not a curated record. The transcript has 17 exons. Gene Ontology annotation, cellular component: membrane; recycling endosome. NCBI's taxonomy places the organism in Eukaryota, Metazoa, Chordata, Actinopteri, Spariformes, Sparidae. Gene Ontology annotation, biological process: regulation of pH; proton transmembrane transport; sodium ion transport.
AGAACCGGAAGUCGCUGUGUUUUGAUAACGGCUGCGGAUGACGCUGUCACUCGCCGCUGUUUCACGUCCGAGCGGUAGUUUCCCAGCAGAAGAACGAUCCCGAUCAGACGGCAGAUGUAACCGUGUCACAGAGAGACACAAUGGGACUUUCACCGAGACGCUCUCCCGACGUUCACCCGUCCAAAGCGCUCCUGUCGUUGCCUUUUCUGUUGACAUUCCUGCUCGUCGGGAGCCGCGGAGAGAGCAAUGCGAUGGACAACGUCGCGACGGAGAGGAUGGCUGAGGAGAGCCACCGACAGGACAGUGCCAACCUGCUCAUAUUCAUAAUGCUCUUAACACUCACCAUUUUAACCAUAUGGCUCUUCAAGCACCGGCGGUUCAGGUUCCUACACGAAACGGGACUCGCCAUGAUCUAUGGCCUGCUGGUGGGUGUUAUCUUGCGGUUCGGCGUCCACGUCCCGCAGAGUAUGAGUGACGUGAUCCUCAGCUGUGCCGUCAACGCCAGUCCAGCUACUUUGCUGGUCAACGUCAGCGGGCGAUUCUACGAGUACACUCUGAAAGGAGAAGUCAGCCGGGGCAAAGGUCACCAAGUGCAGGACGACGAGAUGCUGAGAAAGGUGACCUUUGACCCAGAGGUGUUUUUCAACAUUUUGCUGCCUCCCAUCAUCUUCCAUGCCGGCUACAGUCUGAAGAGGAGACAUUUCUUCAGAAACAUAGGCUCCAUCCUGGCCUACGCCUUCAUGGGGACGGUCAUAUCCUGCUUUGUCAUUGGACUGAUCAUGUACGGCUUUGUGUCGUUCAUGAAAGUUGUGGGCCAGCUUGGGGGAGAUUUCUUUUUCACCGACUGCCUCUUCUUUGGAGCCAUUGUUUCAGCAACAGACCCGGUGACAGUGCUGGCUAUCUUCAAUGAGCUAAAGGUAGACGUGGACCUGUAUGCUUUACUCUUUGGGGAGAGCGUCCUUAAUGACGCUGUGGCCAUCGUCCUCUCUUCUGUUCUCCUCCGCCUGGAGAAGCAGAGUAGACGGGGGGCUGGAGCUGUGCUCUCCCCAGGUGAUGAUGGUCCAGUGUGGCCAGACAGGGCGGAGGAAUGGCUGGAAGACAACCAGACAUUUACUCCCCGCUCCAUCGUGGCGUACCAGCCUGCAGGAGACAACAGCCACAGCUUCGAGGCCAUGGCCUUGUUGAAGUCCUUUGGCAUCUUUCUGGGUGUCUUCAGUGGAUCCUUCGCUCUUGGCGUUGCCACUGGAGUCAUGACUGCUUUCGUGACCAAGUUCACGAAGCUGAGGGACUUCCCCCUGCUGGAGACGGCUCUCUUCUUCCUCAUGUCCUGGAGCACUUUCCUGUUGGCGGAGGCCUGCGGGUUCACAGGCGUAGUGGCUGUGCUGUUCUGUGGGAUCACUCAGGCUCACUACACCUUCAACAAUCUCUCCCCUGAAUCUCAGGACAGGUCCAAACAGUUGUUUGAGCUGCUGAACUUCUUGGCGGAGAACUUCAUCUUCUCCUACAUGGGUCUGACUCUCUUCUCCUUCCAGUCACACGUCUUCAACCCUCUGUUCAUUAUCGGAGCCUUUAUUGCGGUGUUUCUUGGCCGGGCGGCAAACAUCUACCCUUUGUCCUUCCUGCUCAACCUGGGCCGCAAGAACAAGAUUGGAUCCAACUUUCAGCACGUCAUGAUGUUUGCAGGUCUGCGUGGGGCGAUGACAUUUGCUCUCUCCAUCCGAGAUACGGCGACUUACGCCCGUCAGAUGAUGUUCUCCACCACCCUCCUGAUUGUUUUCUUCACUGUCUGGGUCUGUGGCGGUGGCACCAUGCCCAUGCUGUCCUUCAUGAGCAUACCGGUGGGUGUGGACUCUGAUCAAGACACCUCACAGAGUUCUGCGGUGUUGGAUGGGUCACAGCGGAGGAACACCAAACAUGAGAGCGCCUGGCCCUUUAGGAUCUGGUAUAACUUUGACCGCAACUACCUGAAGCCUCUCCUGACCCACAGCGGUCCUCCUCUCACUGCCACUCUGCCUGCUUGUUGUGGCCCGCUGGCACGAUGCCUCACCAGCCCGCAGGCCUACGAGAACGAAGGCCAGCUCCACGACGACGACUCUGACUUCAUCCUGAACGACGCCAGCGUGAGCUCCAUGUACGCCGACGUCACAGUCAGCACAGACGCGUCCGGAUCCCGCACCAUCAACCGCAAGCGCUCCUCCACUGCCAGCACCGGGGUAGGUCCGUUUGAUGAAGCUCUGGAUCACGAGCUCGCCUUGGCGGAACACGAAGUGGCAAUCAGGGGCACCCGCCUGGUUCUGCCCAUGGAUGACCCGAUCGAGCCCCCGACCACCGUCACCCUGCCUCCGCCGCCCUCCCCGCCCCGCUCCGACCCUCGCAGGCACAGACUGUAAGACGACUCGCACUUUGUUGCUCUUGACUUUGAAAACCACAGCGUCUGAUUUGUUUGGGUUUUUGAUCGAGACGACAAACUGCUGCGUACGAAAGCCUCUCUGUCUAACGUGGUUCUAAACUAGUCUCAGCUUCAUGACAAACUUGAGGCUUGCUUGAUUUAACUCACCUGUUGGGUGGAUCACUGUAAUCUCGGAUGUGAUUGCACUACAAGUAAGAUAAGGUACCGUAAAUCAAGUGCACCUCAAGUUGUAAAGGUUACUAAAAAUCAUCCAAGAUGCACAUUUAGCAACCGUUUGAGGAAGCUAAAAAAAAAAAAAAAAGGGGCUACGUGGUAUUUGCUCCUGAGUUUGUACUACUGUGGUGAUAUGCCAGUGCUGUUAUCUAUGCUCUCUGACAGCUCCACCUCUGGGGCCAUUCCUAAACGUUUCAUAUGCAGUUUACUCUUUUCUGUGAGGUGAGUUUCUCUUGGCUACAGGACCUGUGUUCAUCUAGCUUCCUUGUGAUACGACCGACAGUAUCUCUAACAUGAAGAGCGGUUCACUUCGCUCUGGUACUGCUGGUGAAGAGCAUUUACACUACAGUUACUAAUCUUACUUACCCAUCCUGAGAUCGCUCAGCGCCUCGUGUUUGCCUGCCUCUCAAAGCUCACUAACUGAGAGGAUUUAUUGAUUACACAAAGACGGCGAUGUCUGAGAUGGAGGCAGUCGUUGUAGUUUUGAAUUUUUAAACUUUAUUGGGCCAAAAACUCAAACUGCUUUCACAACAAGCGUCCAGCAGCGUCUCGGCUGUCUUACAUUUUUCGCUCUGCCUGCUCUCUUCUCUCUUCUCGAUCAAUCUUUUCAGUCAUUAACUUAUUUAUUUAACAACAAACUGAUUUAUUUAUGUAAUGAUUUAUUUUGUUAUUUAUUAUUUAUUUAUUGUUUUGUCCCGUGUGUGACAUUAGUGAUUAUCUUGCCCCGUUCAAUCGUUGAAAGCACUACCACUCUUCCCGAACAAGCUACGUUGUGCAGGAGGGGAGUCAUGUCGGAUAUUCCUUCCUUAUCAUGUGUGCAUGUUUAAUAUCUCCUUCUGUACUGUAGCAGAUGCUUCUACUUUAUACGUGGAAACUAGAGCUUCCCUGUGUGUGUAUUUUACAAGUGUGUGACUGUGUGUGUGUGUGUGUGUACGUGUGGCUGAAAUCCGAGUUGUCUAAAUCUACUGAUGUGGUUUUUAGGGCUAAAGUCUGUUUCUGGGUUUUCUGUCGUCACCUGGUUUAAUCUUCUUUUCUAAACAAAAAACAAGGUAACUGCCGUGUCUUUGUGACGUUGUAUCGUCAAAGAUGACUGAGGGCUGGCUGAACUGUUUAUGAAUUAAAGUGCCUAUUCAGAAAUUCAAUUACUUAAUGUAGAUUUGUACAUAUUUUGAGUUGCAAAUGUGCAGUAAGAUGAUCUUUCUUGAUUUUUAUAUGACCCUGUUGAUUCCUUUUGAAUACGUAAUAAGCAUAAUUAGGCCAUUCGGUGACUUCCUGUAGUGCAACUGUACUGAAGAGACUGUAAAGUAAAACAUUAUACUUUUAUUAAUUAAUAACAAGUAUCACUAAUAUUCUAUUGGAUAUGAAUAUUCUGAGAACAAUGUCCUAUAAAAAGUACAUGUUGCUUUAUAACAUAUUUUUCGUAUCAGGGGCCUCAUUUAUAAAACGUGCUUAUUUUGACUUAUUUUAGUCUGAAGUAGAAUUAUUAUUAUUAUGUUUUAAAACAUUGCUUUUAUGUGGAAAUGAUCUUUCUUUUAAACAAAGUCACGAUUCGACCAAAGUGACUUUCCUGCUGGUUGUGGAGUCGUUUUCUCCACUUGACGUUCAUCUGAUUUAUGACCUGCACGUCCUUCUUGCUUCUGGUGCCAACUUAACAUAUGAUAUGUUUAAAGUGACCUCAGUUCUCUUUCAUCUGUAACUCACAUUUUCUCUAUUAAUCCUCUAGUAUUCCUGACUAAACCCUCACUUGUGUUGGCAUUAUUAGAGGUCAAAUUAAAAGGCAGGUGUCAUUAAUGUAGGUUGACUUGGGGAUUUAUAGAUCACAUGUGCAUAAGGGACAAAUUACAUUUUUAGAAUCCCUUUUUUGAAGUAAUCAAAUGUAAACACACUGCAGAAAGUAUCUGAAGUUAAAGUAUAGACGUGGCACGGUGCAUGGCAGCCUCAGUGUAUGCAUGUGUGAAUGUGUCGUGUGUGUCAGUAGAAAUGCAAGUCCAUUUACCUUCUGUUUAAUCUUAAACACUGUUAUAAACGAGGCCCCUGUAUAUCGACACUUGGUGAUAUGGUUUAAGUACACAGUGAAUGAGGUCAGGUGACAGUUACACUACAGGAAGACACUUCCAACUUUGUGCCGAUGCAGUUUUACGUCUUUUCCUGCUUCUGGUUUUGCAGCUCAGCUCGUCUGUUCUGUUCCACCUCAGUGAGAUAUUUUGCACGGAGGCAUCUCGUUACAGAAGAGACCCUCGAUUUUCCUUUUUUUUUUCUGUUGAUAAGGUCUGAUUUUAUAACUGAGGUAGAAAUGAGGUCUGGGUCGAUGCUUGUUUUGUGUCAAGGUGCACACGAGUUGUCUUUUUGAUCUUUACGCAGUAUUUUUAAUACGACUUUGUGCAUAAUCAUCCAGAGAUGUGGACGAGAGUGAAUCUACAUUUUCUUUCUUUCAGUAUAGGUACCCAUUGAUUUUCCUUUGUUGUCUAAAUGCAAUUAAAUCAUAAAGACACUCAUAUCUAAAUAUAUACUUUAUAUGGGAAUUUUGAAGGAACAGUUAUAACAUGACAAUAGCGACCAUAACUUAAACUAAAAACACAAACGCGUUUAUGUUUCUGCUGUUUGUAGGAACUUAACGACAGGUGUUUCUGUGAAGAGUUCACCUGCAAAAAGGUCUUUAUGUAAAUGUUUUGAGAAUAAAUGUGAACUUCUGUUGAGCGGGAAAGUAAUCGGAGGUUUCCCCGUGUAGUCCUGAUUUCUCCCUGUGUAGUUAUUAACAGUGUUUCCUCAGUCGGACAUCUUGCAAGUGUACUAAAAAAUAAAACAUUUCAAAAACAA